Phacochoerus africanus (Common warthog) is the source of this 2011-nucleotide messenger RNA. RefSeq names its product RCC1 domain containing 1 (gene RCCD1). Lineage: Eukaryota; Metazoa; Chordata; Mammalia; Artiodactyla; Suidae. The transcript has 6 exons. The record is from RefSeq and is a predicted model, not a curated record. Bases 251 to 1456 code for a protein of 401 amino acids.
GUCUGGUCCAACCUCUGUCUCGGGCCCACGCCCACCGGCGGACCCACUCCACGCCCGAGGCCGCAGCUGUCGAGCGUAGACCUCAGGACCGGUUCCACCCAGGACUGGACAAGCGGAAGGAGGGACUGCGAACGCCCAGGCCAGGCAGCUGCAGUGUCCUGGAAGGUCUUCUCUGGAAGAAUCUUCCUUAACCUUCCAUCCCACUGGCCACCCCAGCCAGGUCGCAGCCAGAAAAGGGCGCUGCCAGGGCAUGGCCGGGGAGCGUCCCGGGGCCUGGUUCGGCUUCGGUUUCUGCGGCUUCGGACAGGCGCUGGGCUCUGGGCGCGGGCGCCAGGUAUACAGCCCGGAGCCGCUGGAGGUGCCGGGCACGAGCCUUGACGUCUGCCGCGUGAGUGCAAGCUGGAGCUACACCGCCACCGUGACCAGUGGAGGCCGGCUGGAGCUGUCAGGCUCCGCGAGCGGCUCGGCAGGAGGCUGCAGGGACGCGUGGGCAUCGGAGGCGCUCCUCGUGGUGCUGCGCGCGGGGACAGGACCCGAUUCCGGGGCGGAGCUGCAGGCCUGGGCCCCUGGUUCGUCUCUGCGCGGGGAGCCCCUCUGGGCGCAGACCGUGGUGCUGGAGGUGGAGCGGAAGGACGGACCCGGCGGCGAUGAGACCCAGGCUGGGCCGUUGCCGCUGCUGCCCUGCGCCAGCGCCUACGUGAGCCCGCAGCCGCCCUUCUACCGGCCUCUGGCUCCUACGCUGCGGGCGCGCCGGCUGGAGCUGGGCGCUGAGCACGCUUUGCUGCUGGACGCGGCGGGCCAGGUGUUUUCCUGGGGCGGGGGCAGGCACGGACAGCUGGGCCACGGGACUCUGGAGGCAGAGCGGGAGCCAAGGGUGCUGGAAGCGCUGCAGGGCCUACCCAUGGCUGAGGUGGCCGCAGGUGGCUGGCAUUCUGUGUGUGUGAGUGAGACUGGGGAUAUUUAUAUCUGGGGCUGGAAUGAAUCAGGGCAGCUGGCCCUGCCUGCCAGGAGCCUGGCAGAGGAUGGAAAGACAAUCACAGGAGACGCCCCAGGACUGAACGAAGAUGGUUCUGAAGCAAAGAGAGCCACAGAGGGUGAGGAUGGAGGCCCCGCCCCCUUCAUAGCUGUCCAGCCCUUCCCGGCCCUGCUGGAUCUCCCCCUCGGCUCAGAUGCGGUCAAGGCCAGCUGUGGAUCCCGGCACACAGCGGUGGUGACAAGUGAGUGGGGCUGGGUAGGCUGGUUCAGGAUGGUCCAGAGGUCCCUUCACCCCAACUCUCUGGCUAGUAGCUGCAGAAAAGGGUGGCGAUUGCCUAAAAAACGACCAUUUUUUUUCUGCCACAUUCACAGCAUGUGGAAGUUCCUGGCCAGGGAUCACACCUUCGCCACAGUUUUGACCUGUGCCUCACCUACGACAAUGCAAAUGCUUAACCCACAGCACCACAUGGGAACGUCAUAAAAACUACCAUUUUAGGUGUCUUUGGCAUGUACUGAGUAGCUGCCUCACUGACUACACCCCCAUGUGGCUUUAACAGUGGCUCCCCAGCCCAUCAGUCCUCGAAGGUUCUUCUUUCUGGAGGGAGGCUCGUGUUUGCCUAUCUUUCUUCUGACAGCAGGGCCUGCCCCACCCUGCCCUGCUUCUAAGGCUCCUGAACGUAGUAGCUGCAAGUUGCAGGCCAAUCAGCCAACUAGGAACCAUGAGGUGUAGAGCAAGGAGAAGCUUUUCAGUCUGGAUCCUCUGCCACAUCAAAUGCAACUAGAUAGCUGUCAAAAAGAGAGAGGAGGAGUUCCCGUCGUAGUGCCAAGGUAACAAUCCCUAUUAGUAUCCAUGAGGACUCAGGUUCCAUCUCCGGCCUCACUCAGUAGACUAAGGAUGAGGUAUUGCCUUGAGCUGUGGUGUAGGUCGCAGAUGCGGCUUGGAUCCUGCGUUGCUGUGUCUGUGGUGUAGGCCGGCAGCUGUAGCUCUGAUUUGACCCCUCGCCUGGGAACCUCCAUGUGCCUCAGGUGGAGCCCU